CGACGGCCGCCGCGCUCUCUCUCUCUCUCUCUCUCUGCUCACGCGGACUACCUGCAAGAUGGCGCCGAAAGCCAAGAAGCCUAAGAGGACAACCUGGAAGUUUGGUUUGGACCUUACUCAUCCAGUAGAAGAUGGCAUUUUUGAUUCUGCAAAUUUUGAACAGUUUCUACGGGAGAAAGUUAAAGUCAAUGGGAAAACUGGAAAUCUUGGGAAUGUUGUUCACAUUGAACGCUUCAAGAAUAAAAUCACAGUUAUUUCUGAGAAACAAUUCUCUAAAAGAUACUUGAAAUAUCUUACCAAGAAAUACCUUAAGAAGAAUAGUCUUCGGGAUUGGCUUCGUGUGGUUGCAUCUGACAAGGAGACGUACGAACUUCGUUACUUCCAGAUUAGUCAAGAUGAAGAUGGAUCUGAGUCUGAGGACUAGGUGAAGCCACCUUUUUAUAGGGCUUUGCUUGCUAAUAAAACAAAUGAAGUAUACAAGAGAAACCUCUAGAAAUGGACUUUUAAUUUAUCAGUGAAUAAAAAACCAACACUAUGUUA
Molecule: messenger RNA, 540 nt
Organism: Miniopterus natalensis
Lineage: Eukaryota; Metazoa; Chordata; Mammalia; Chiroptera; Miniopteridae
Gene: RPL22L1
Product: ribosomal protein L22 like 1
Biological process (GO): cytoplasmic translation
Cellular component (GO): ribosome
Molecular function (GO): structural constituent of ribosome; RNA binding
Source: RefSeq, a predicted model, not a curated record